CCGGAUGAGAUCAGUCGGCUAAACCAAACUCCGUCCGCGAAAUGAGGGGCUAAAUCUAGGUGGGAUGGAGUUUGUUAAGAACUGGACGCAGUCAGUUCGACGGGAUAUAUGUCCAGAAAUUUCAAGAGGGACUAAUGAGAUCAACAUUUGUACAUCCUUGGGCAAGUUUGCUAGUUAGCCUUCGGUAGCUCGACAAGUUCAGUCAGUGUUGUAAAUAAAGAAACUGUCUGACGCUUAUAUCCCAAGUACAUAUUCACUUGUUUUCAGUUUUUCUGGACAUUGUUAAAUACGACCAGUACGGUAGGACAAUUAAAUCAACUAAUGUCAACGAACUGCACAGGAAGAGAUAAGAAGUGAUUAAACAUUGAUAGGCCUGUUGUUACAUAAAGUGUUAGUUAUAUUGUAAGGGGACUUAAAAAAAGCAGGUUUCGAAAACCAUACCUAUUUAAAUGGGGGGAAACUGGAUCAGGAGAGAAAAACAUCGUUGUGGUGGAUUUGUCAUGGCUGUGGUAGCUGUGAUCUUGUCUUACAUUCUGAUUGGAGUCACUGGUCAAGAUGGACAGACAAUGACUGCAGAAGAAAAGUCCAGAAUCAGGGACCAAAUCCUAGAGAUGUUUGAUCAUGCCUAUAACAGUUACAUGGACUAUGCUUACCCAGCAGAUGAGUUGAUGCCCCUCAGCUGUAGAGGAAGGGUGAGAGGGCUGGAACCCAAUCGAGGGGACAUCGAUGACUCUUUGGGAAAGUUCUCUUUAACAUUAAUAGACACUUUAGAUACUCUUGUGCUGUUAAACAAACUGGAUGAAUUUGAGGAGGCUGUGAAGAAGACCGUGCAAGACGUCAGAUUCGAUAAUGACAUAGUCGUCUCUGUCUUUGAGACCAAUAUCCGUGUGCUGGGUGGUUUGUUGGGUGCACAUGUCAUGGCAGAUGUUCUAAAGCAGCGUGGAGAGAGGAUGCAAUGGUACAGAGAUGAACUGCUGCACAUGGCUAAAGAGCUGGGCUACCGCCUCCUGCCUGCCUUUAACACCACCAGUGGCCUUCCUUAUCCUCGGGUAAAUUUGCGCUAUGGAGUCGUCAACCCCCUUUCUCGUACAGGAACGGAGUCAGACACUUGCACUGCUUGCGCAGGCACCAUGAUUCUGGAGUUUGCAGCUCUCAGCCAACUGUCCGGGGACCCAAUUUUUGAGGAACAUGCUAGGAAAGCUAUGGAUGUCCUCUGGGAGAAGAGGCAAAGAGGAAGUGACCUUGUCGGCACUGUGAUCAACAUCCACAACGGAGACUGGGUUCGCAGAGAUAGUGGUGUUGGUGCUGGAAUUGACUCGUAUUAUGAAUACUUGAUGAAAGCUUAUAUUCUUCUUGGGGACAAGGUGUACCUUGACAGAUUCAACACACACUACAGUGCCAUUAUGAAGUACAUCAGCCAGCCUCCUCUGCUGCUCAACGUCCACAUGCACAACCCCACCGUAAACGUGCGAAGCUGGAUGGAUUCCUUGCUCGCCUUCUUCCCUGGACUACAGGUGCUGAGAGGAGACUUGAAACCUGCUAUUGAGACGCAUGAGAUGCUGUACCAAGUGACUAAACGGCACAAUUUCCUCCCUGAGGCCUUUACCUCUGAGUUCAGAGUUCACUGGGGCCAGCACCCGUUGAGACCAGAGUUUGCUGAAAGCACAUAUUUCCUUUACAAAGCAACAGGUGAUCCUUACUACUUGAAAGUAGGCCAGUCUAUAGUGGAGAAGCUGAACACUCACGCCCGGGUCCCCUGUGGCUUCGCCGCCGUACAGGAUGUGAGGACAGGAACACAUGAGGACAGGAUGGAUUCCUUCUUCCUAGCUGAGAUGUUUAAGUACCUCUACCUGCUCUUCUCAGAGAAGAGCCAGUUGCCUAUAAACAUUGAUGAUUAUAUUUUCACUACUGAGGCUCAUUUGCUUCCAGUAUCUCUGUCUACGAUCCAACCCUCCUGUCAUACCAACAACACGGAACCUCAAGCUCAUGAAGACGAUUUAUUUUCCUACUCUUGCCCUAGUGCUCAAACCCUGUUCCCUAACAACCCCACCUUUGCCAAGACUAUCAGAGACGGUUAUAAAUACCUCACUGGUUUGGGAAGAACGCAGCAGCCCUCAUCUGUCAGGGGGAUUGAACUGCCUCUUCAUGACACAGGCCUGGAGCCAGUUGAGUUUCUGAAAAGCAUUGGCAUCUCUUUGACGCCCCUUACUGAGCUGGUCUCCGCCAGCCUAAGCUCAGCUUCUCCGGACUCUCAGAAGGGUGUGUACAAGUUAAAGCUAGUUGCUGAGGUGAGCCAAACACCGGAGCAUGAGGAAGUGGUGCCACUAAUUGUGCAGCUCAUUUCCCCUCCGUUUUUGGGUCGAACUGUCCUCACGGCUGGUCCAGCAAAGUUUGGAAUGGAUCUUACCAAACAAGAGCAUGGGGUGAAAGGCAGUAUUGUGAAGAGUGUUCCAUAUACAGCAUGUGGCCCGAUUGAAAACGCAGUAGAGAUGCAGGGACACAUAGCUCUGGCAUUGAGAGGAGACUGCAUGUUCGCUGUCAAAGCUCGGCGCCUGCAGGAAGCAGGAGCCACCGGAGUCAUCUUCGUUGAUCACAGAGAGGGCAGCAGCAGUGCUGAGACUCCAUUGUUCCAGAUGGUUGGAGACGGAGAACCUACAGAUGACAUCACAGUUCCCCUGGUGUUCCUCUUCAGUAAAGAGGGAGCUACACUUAGUGCCGCUCUGCAAGAACAUCACAAUGUGGAUGUCCUUCUGCUGCCCAAAGAGAAACAACUAGGAAAAGAAAAACCUGAGAAGUUAAAUAUUAAGUUCCGUAUAGCAAAGGACGAGUUUGCGGAGGGUGAGAUUGAAAGCACUACCAUCCAGCUGGUGCUGGAGCAAAGCGAGAAAGACACUGAGGCUGCAUCGUUGACGGGUGAAAACCAGGAGACCUGCAGCUCUCUGCAGAAAGAGCCUGAGAGCAGCCCCUGACUGCGGGAUCAGCGGUGACCACGGUCCCCUUCACAGAACACAGGGCUGUUGCUCCCUGUCACCAAUCUCAGAUCAGAAAAUGCGGAUUGUGCUAAUGAAUAUGUUUCUGCUAAGCCUGGACUGUUCCACCUGAGCUGUACUGUCAGUCUUCCCCUGGUUAAGAUGGUCUUAUCUUGCACAGUUGGAAUUAUAUUGAUCUGAACAGUGUGAGAGCUCCUGUCUCGCUGAUAUUAUGGUAGUUGCAAUACAUUCUUCUCAAUUGUCUACAAUUGAAAAGAAGUCGGUUUUGGGUAUUAAAGAGGUGUACAAGAAUCUCUCACACCACUUUAUGUGGAUUAGACUUUAUUUAAAUGUUUUUCUUUGUCUUUUUCUUUCGGAUCAACGGUUUUCAGUCCUGUGCAUUUUUUUUUUUUUUAAUUAUUCAUCCUUAAAGUGUAAGUGGCUUGAAGUCUACAUGACAUCUUUAACACAGGGCUCCUAUGACCAAACCCCCAAAAAACAGUGUUUAAAUGAGGGAGAAUGGACCAGUAAAACACAGUUUAACAUGUUUUCGAUACAUAAACAUCAGGGAAAUCAAUGAUCUAUGACUUGAACAUGUAUGCAUGUGUAUGUGGAACGCAUGGAUGGUGGCCUUUAUCAUUAUGUCAAAGACUCUGUGCAUUUCAUAAUGUGCCUAUACUAAAUCUGUGCAUUUGUGUAUGUGUGUGCAUAUUUGCAGCCAAUGCAUUCAUCCUGCUUUCAAGCAGUGACUGACCAAGGGAUGAUUUUGAGAGAGUUGCCCUUUCCUUUACCAAAAACAUGCAACUGUAAUGAAAGCCCGGGAUGCAGGCAGAUCAUAUAGUGAUAUUUACAUGUUUUUGUGCAAUAAAUAAAUCAUUUGUGCUGUCAGGGGGAUGAUCACUAUUAGUUAUACAUACAUGUAAAUUAAUUUAGCAAUUUUUGACAGCCUCCAUUGUCCCACGUACAACUUCAGCAUCACACUAGAGGUGCUGCUUACACUAGAUUUGUCACUUUCGACAUAUCAUCUGAGAAUAUUUCAGAUGCCUCAAUGUUAUUAGUCUAGCUUCUAGUGUCACACAGCCAUAAUGUAGCUCAGAGAUGAAUACAAUCUGUCACUUUAUAGCAUGCUGUUGAAUGAUUAUAUCAGCCCCAAACCUUUCCAUUUCAAGUCUUAAUUACGAUGUACACCUUGUAUUGUGUCGCUGAUGGCUGUUUUCAAACGGAUGUCAACCUGUGUACCUCUUGUUUCACAAAGGGCUUAUGACUGAUUUACUUCAAUAUGUGGGCAUAAUACAGAUGGGAUUAUAUUUAUUUCUUAAGAUAUUUUCUAUACAUUAAUUUGAGAUGAAUCUGAAGAAUUUCUUGAGGGCCAAAGUGAUGUGAUAUUCUGUUUCUGUAACAGAACAAGAUUUUCAUAGCAUCUUUUUGAUAGCUGUUUUGUAUUGACUGACUUGCCAUUAAAAUCAAGUUUAUGACCCUAAA
Carassius auratus (goldfish) is the source of this 4451-nucleotide messenger RNA. Its product is annotated as ER degradation-enhancing alpha-mannosidase-like protein 3. The record is from RefSeq and is a predicted model, not a curated record. Gene Ontology annotation, biological process: endoplasmic reticulum mannose trimming; mannose trimming involved in glycoprotein ERAD pathway; carbohydrate metabolic process. Gene Ontology annotation, cellular component: membrane; endoplasmic reticulum. The transcript is spliced from 20 exons. Gene Ontology annotation, molecular function: mannosyl-oligosaccharide 1,2-alpha-mannosidase activity; calcium ion binding. The coding region runs from base 450 to 2969 and encodes 839 amino acids. Lineage: Eukaryota; Metazoa; Chordata; Actinopteri; Cypriniformes; Cyprinidae.